AUGAACACCCUCUCUUCCUGCCCAAACAUUCCUUUAUCUGCAGUAGUGCCACACUUCCACCCUCCUGAGUUCCUUCUCUGUCGUGGAAUAUAUCUUACAGGAUAUGCAUACAUAUUAGAGUAUGCAUAUUGCGAACGAAUGCUAGUAGAUAGAAUGGCCCAGCAUUCACCUGCGAAAGGUGAUCCUCUGCAGAAUUCAUCAAAUGCGGUGAUACGUUGUCUGUGGAAAGAUCGCGAACUCGCUGAUCUUCUCUUCAAACUCAAAUUUGACCCGAAUCAACCUGAUAAAGUAACAGUAUCCGGAUUGUCAAUUGACGAUUAUCCCUCACUAAAAGAUCUGGAUAUUGCCGAAUUUUGCUCGCAAAGACCACGUCCUGUUCCACAGGAGCUCAUCGACCAACUCAAUGAGACGGAAUGCGUUUAUACAAUUGGUAUAUUGCCCGAGAUCAGUCGUGCUUAUAUGACGAUGGAUUCAGAUCUGUACAUAUGGAACUACGAGGAGAAUUCUGAUUUGGCAUAUUUCGAUGGUAUCCCGAAUACAAUUACUAAGGUGUUAGUUGCAAAACCAAAGACUGGCGUUUUUCAUGAAUUUGUUCAUCACGUUCUUGUGGUGGCGACGACACGAGACAUUCUUUUAUUGGCAGCGAGUUUUACGAAUGAACACAACAUGACAAUAGCUGUUGAUUCAGUGAAUGUUUCAAGUGCUCAGAUGUUUCUUUUACCUGAUGCCCUUUUCAAAAUACCAUUAGAGGGAAGCACUGUAUCGGAUAUGGUGACCACACGUGACGGUCGUAUUUUCUUUGCAUCAGAAGAGUGUAUCUAUGAACUGGAUUAUCAGGAUAAAGGUUGGUUUCAACGGAAAUGUCGUAAAGUGAAUCAUUCAAAGCGUUUACUCAACUAUUUACUUCCAUCACUCUCCCUCAUCACGGGCAAAGAAGAGAAGAUUGCACGUCUCAGUGUUGACGAUACUCGCCAUAUCCUGUAUACUUUAUCAGAGAAUGGUUCCAUUCAAGUGUUUGACUUGGGUAAUGACGGCAAUGAAAUGCGAAAAGUGGCAUCGUUGAGUCACGCACAAAUUCAAGAUAGAGCAUCAAAUGAGUGUCGAACGGUGGAUCGUGCCUUCUUCACCGAUAUUGUCAGUAUCAAUGCAAUACCGUCGACUCGUUCACAAUAUUUACAUUUGGUAGCAACAACACGCAAAGGUGUUCGUUUAUACUUCACAUGCUUACCACCAACCCCAAUCAGCGCUCUAAUAUCGACACCUUACGGUGUCUCGCCUCCAUCGUUACCCGAAACGGCUGAUAUUCGACCAACUGAUCUCAGACUUCGUCAUGUCCGAAUCCCACCUGGAUAUAAUGCUGGCGGAAUUGGCAAUCCGUAUUUCACAGUUUAUGAUUCACUCUUUUCUCAUGAAGUGUCCGUGAUGGUGGCGGAGUGCGGAGUUGAUGCGGCCUCAACAGUAACUUGUUUCUCAUCAUCGAAUUUAUCUGCGCAAGAUUAUUUAAUGGAGAACUUGACAAAAUUUUCGUUCACAACAACCGUACUUGCUGUGGAGCGAACGUUAUCGAAUGCGGUUAGUGGUAACUUUAUGAGUGAUCUUAUAAAUUUUAGAUCGAAAGUACAGUUUCGCUCUCACUUUCAGUUACCAGUGGAAGGGAGCGUUGAUGUACGUCCGCCGUAUAUUAUAUCUCAGCAUCGUGAUCCGCCCGAAAGGAUUGUCAUUCUCAACGAAAAGGGAAUUUCAAUAGUUGAACAGAGAUCACCAGUAGAUAUAUUACGUGAAAUAUUGCAUCAAUUCGGUGCGGAUUCACCACAAGCGAACUACUUUUUGCAAUUGCACGGUGCCAUCAAUACGUGUGUUAUGGCUCUGAUCAUUUUAUGUGCUGACAACGCAGCUGAUCUCGCUAUUAAAGAUGCGGCGUUGAGAAUAUUUUCAUCGUUGGGAUCACAACGGAAGAUGCCAAUGAAUGGCAUUUCAGCAAUGGGCAUGCGCUCUCCGGCAGGACGUCUGUCGUCACCAGACUGGCCGCAAGCUCGCAACAUAUCGACAGUGGCUGAUUGCACGUUUCGUUCUCCGUUGCGAACCUCAACUCCUGAACAGUUCUCAUUUAUGAUGUCGAAUUCGCCACCGAGAACGAUUGGACCUCCACCCAAUUCAUAUAUUUCCCAGAUGGAUGAAUACGCCACUGAUUCUCCUCUAUUACCUUACACGACCCGUUCGAGUUACAGACACGAUGCUAUUUAUGUUUAUUUCUCACGUAUUGUAUCGAAUCUUUGGACGUCUCCAUUGUGCUACAAAAUCAGUGAGAAUGAGAUAUCGAGUAUAUUUUCAUUGGAUGAACUGGACUGGUUAUCAGCACAAUUAUGUGCAUUCCAAAAAGCAAUCGAUGAAUAUGCUCUAAUAACAAACUCACAACAAACCUAUCAGCAGUCGUUGGUGUCUCGACGAGAUUCAAAUCCAUCCAACCAACGCAGUGUCGACGAUAAAGGUUUCUUUUAUUGUCGACUUUGA
This is a messenger RNA of Anisakis simplex (herring worm), 2511 nucleotides long. Lineage: Eukaryota; Metazoa; Nematoda; Chromadorea; Rhabditida; Anisakidae. The record is from the annotation of a GenBank genome assembly.